AUGUCAUCCACUUAAGCUCAAAGUGUUGUUUAAAAAAUACUCAACUACUAAUUCACUGUCAAGUAAAGAAUCAGAUAUGAAUUAAUAGUCUUUGGUGUAGGCGCCGUAUGGCAGCUUUUUAAGAUUCUGAAUAACUACAGAAAGCACAGAAGAAUUAUUCAGAAGACUGUCUCAUAUAAUACAGACAGAAUAGCAAGGAUAUAGGCUUUAAAAAUCACUUUGCCAAAUUUCACUCAAGAAAAAAUGGAUCAAAUUCUCAACUCGAGUGUAGCUCAAUUGAAAGAAAUGCUUAAGAAAAACGAAGUUUCUAGCGAAGACCUUGUCAACAUUUACAGUCAUAGAUGUAGAAAAAUAGGUUUGAAAUAAUUCCAUUGCAUUACUGAAUUCGAUUAUGAAAACGCAAUAAAACUAGCCAGAGAACUUGACCAGCAAAGGUUGCAAGACUUCAAUAUAGUCGACACAAAGCCAUUAUAUGGAAUUCCCAUUUCAAUUAAAGAUUUCUUUGAUGUCAAAGGAAUGCCCUCUACUGUAGGAUGUAUAAAUAGAAUAAAUUAUAUUGCUUAAGAAGAUGGUUUAUCAGUCAAACUUAUUAAGAUGUCUGGAGGUAUUCCUUUUGUCAAGACAAAUGUACCUCAAUUGGGUAUGAGCUUUGAAAGUGCUAAUAGAAUUUAUGGUAGGACUUUAAAUCCUUGGGAUAAAACUAGAUAUCCAGGCGGUUCUUCAGGUGGAGAGGCUGUGUGUGUAGCAACAAGAUGCUCCCCAAUAGGUAUUGGAUCAGAUCUUGGCGGUUCUAUAAGAUCUCCUGCAAAUUUCAAUGGUAUUUACGCCUUCAAACCAACAAGUGGAAGAAUUCCUUUACAAGGAUUAACUAGAUACUCUAAAACAUAAAAUGGAGAGACAAACGUUAGAACUUCUAUUGGCCCUAUAGCUAAGAGUGUGGAUGACUGCAUAUUAUUCAUGGAAGCUCUUAAUAAUAAAGAGGUUUUAAAUAUGAAACUUUAUGAAUCUUUGCUACAUUAGAUGUAUGUACCUUUUGAUUAGAAACUGCUUCAUGAGUAGACUUCUAAAAAACUCAAAAUAGGAUAUUUCAAGACUAUGGAACCUAUUGAUGCUACUUUAGCAAAUUAAAGAGCUGUCUAAAUUACUGUUGAUGCUCUUAGAGAACUUGGUCAUGAAGUUGUUGAAAUCGAAAUACCAAAUAUUGAAAGACUUGUUUAUAUUUUCUUUAAAGUAACCUCAUCAGAUAAUUUAAAAGGAUUUGAAGAUUAGCUUGGAGAUGAAGACUAUGUUGAAGUCUAUAAACCUACUCUUGCUCCUCUCUACUUCCCAAAAUUCCUAAAAAGAGCACUUGAAAUAUUGUUGAAAUUAGUUGGAGAAACUAGAAAGUAUAAAAUACUUAGUAUAAUGAAGUAGCAGCCUACUGCAGAAGAUUAUUUAAGAAUGUCAGAUGAAAUUUUAAUCUUGAAAAAGCAAGUUUUAAAAUACUUGGAAGAUUAAAAUAUAGAGGCAAUUAUCACUCCUUGCUUUGCUGCUCCAGCAUUAAAGCACACAAUUUCUGCUAAAACAGUUUUGACAACCUCCUACUUGUACAUUUGGAAUGUUCUCAACUUCCCUGCAGGUGUGUUGCCAAUUACUGAAGUUCAUGAAGAUGAAUAGCACUACAAUAAUAGCAGAAUUUAAGAUAGCAUGACUAGGGUUAUUAAUGAAAAUAUGAAGGGAACUGCUAAACUUCCUGUCAAUGUAUAGGUUGUUACUCUUCCUAAUAAAGAUGAACUCUGCUUAAAUUUAAUGAAAUAAAUUGAUAAUAAAGUUUAAUUCUAUAAAAAUAGAAAAUUACCUGUAUGA
Tetrahymena thermophila SB210 is the source of this 1845-nucleotide messenger RNA. RefSeq names its product fatty-acid amide hydrolase. The record is from RefSeq and is a predicted model, not a curated record. The transcript has 6 exons. Gene Ontology annotation, biological process: fatty acid catabolic process. Gene Ontology annotation, molecular function: amidase activity; fatty acid amide hydrolase activity. NCBI's taxonomy places the organism in Eukaryota, Ciliophora, Oligohymenophorea, Hymenostomatida, Tetrahymenidae.